AUGACGUUCUGGAAUUCUAUGUUAUCCAAAUCUCAAGCUGUGUUCAGCUCAAUUAGAAAAGUACCAACGAUGAAAAUAUUUGAAAAGAUCAUUUUGCCGGACAAAAUGUUGGAGGCAAACUUGAGAACCACGAAAGAUAACUACUUUUCUUCGUAUGGUUAUAUUAUGUCUGGAAAAAUGAAAAGCAUGACUACAUCGAAGGAUGUCAUGUUUAAAGUGGCGGAUUUUUUGAAAGUCAAAGGAGGUAUGGGUGCAGCAAUCGAAAAUCACGGUCCAGGAGUAGAUAAUAAAUCACGCACAGAACUGUUCCGAGUAGCAAAACUAUUUACUAGUGCUGUGGCCACCACUCAAACCCCUGAAACCAAACCGGCAGUUGCUGUCAAUAAUGAAUCAAUUAUUGUGCCGGGGUUCCCAAAACCUAAUGGCCAACCCCAGCCGAAUCCGUUCGACGGUCCUGAACGUGAUCUAAUUAAUUAUCCUAGAACGGUGAGGUUAAAAUUGUUCGUGCCCGAAAAGUGGUGUGAAAUAUUUUACGAAGAGACUGGAGUCACAGCAAUACGGGUAGUUGUCCAUAAAUUCCACUAUGAAUUGGCUACAAUCGGUUUGUUUUACGUUGUUUGGGAAAUAUUCGCAUCUUUAGCUGAUUUCCUUGACAAAAAAAUUCGUGAAUACAAAACGUCUUGUAAUGCUAGUCGAAAAGGUGAAAUCGACAGUUUAAAAGAAACCGUUGAAAACCAAAAAAUAGAAAAAAAUAGAACUGAAGCUGAAAAACACGUAUUACAAGCAGGGAUGGGCAAGAUACUCAAAAAUCAGUAUCGAGAUACAAAACGGGAGAAUGUAGCUAUUCAGUUGGAAGCUGUUUAUCGUGAACGGCUCGUUCAAGCCUACAAAGAGGUAAAAAGACGUUUGGAUUAUCAUGUGGCUUUGGCUGACUUGACACACACGGUACAACAUAAAACUAUGGUCAACUGGAUCGUUGAAAAUGUUCUGAAGUCAGUAGCAGAUGAACAGGAAAAGACAAUUUUUAAAAAAUGCAUGUUACAUCUGCAAGCAUUAGCCGCGAAAGCAUAA
This is a messenger RNA of Macrosiphum euphorbiae (potato aphid), 1071 nucleotides long. The record is from the annotation of a GenBank genome assembly. NCBI's taxonomy places the organism in Eukaryota, Metazoa, Arthropoda, Insecta, Hemiptera, Aphididae.